This is a messenger RNA of Leptopilina boulardi, 2213 nucleotides long. It is a transcript of the gene PpD3, whose product is annotated as serine/threonine-protein phosphatase 5. Gene Ontology annotation, cellular component: cytosol; nucleus. The transcript is spliced from 8 exons. Bases 235 to 1701 code for a protein of 488 amino acids. NCBI's taxonomy places the organism in Eukaryota, Metazoa, Arthropoda, Insecta, Hymenoptera, Figitidae. The record is from RefSeq and is a predicted model, not a curated record. Gene Ontology annotation, molecular function: protein binding; protein serine/threonine phosphatase activity.
UCACGUACUCCUGUUUUGCACAAUGAAAUGUUCAUCCCGCAAUUAAAUUGGUUAUAUAUUAAUUAUGUGUGUGUAUAAAUACAAGUGCGAGUGAUUUUUUUUUUUUAGUGUAAAAAAAAAAGAAAUCCUACUUUUACGCAUGUUUUAUUAUCUAGGAUAUAAUUUAUACGAUUUUUUUUUUUUGAAGAUCUAAAGUCUAAAUAAGACAAAAAAAAAGAAGAGUACAAAAACGCCAUGAGUGAAAGCACAGAAUUAACCGGAGCUAUAUCUCAAGAUAAUGUAGCUAAAGCUGAAAAUUUCAAAGAACAGGCGAAUGAAUGCUUUAAAAAUCAAGAUUAUAACCAAGCUAUUGAGCUCUAUACUAAAGCAAUUGAGCUUGAUCGAACUGUAGCAGUUUACUAUGGAAAUAGAAGUUUUGCAUAUUUAAAAAUUGAAUGUUUUGGAUAUGCUUUAGUUGAUGCAUCAAAAUCUAUUGAAUUAGAUAGAAAUUAUUUGAAGGGCUAUUAUCGACGUGCAGCGGCAUUUAUGUCAUUGGGAAAAUUUAAACAAGCACUUAAAGAUUAUGAAACAGUUACAAAAGCAAAACCCAAUGAUAAAGAUGCAAAAGCAAAAUAUACAGAAUGUAAUAAAAUUGUGAAAAAAAUUGCAUUUGAAAAGGCAAUUUCAGUUGAAGAAAAUAAAAGAAAUAUUGCCGAUACAAUUAAUUUGGAUACAAUGGCUAUCGAAGACGAAUAUACAGGACCAAAAUUAGAGGACGAUAAAAUAACAUUGAAAUUUAUGGAAGAAUUACUCGACUAUUAUAGAAAUCAAUGUAAAUUACAUCGGAAAUAUGCGUAUAAAAUUCUUCUUGAUGUAAAAACAUUAUUUGAAUCACAGCCAAGUUUAGUGGAUAUUACAAUUCCUGACGAGAAUAAAUUUACAAUUUGUGGAGAUAUUCAUGGACAAUUUUAUGAUUUACUUCACAUUUUUGAACUCAAUGGUUUACCGUCAGAGACAAAUCCAUAUUUAUUUAAUGGCGACUUUGUUGAUCGAGGUUCAUUUUCAGUUGAAUGUAUAUUCACAUUGUUUGGAUUCAAACUUUUAUUCCCAAAUCAUUUCUUCAUGUCAAGGGGUAAUCAUGAGUCGGCAACGAUGAAUCAAAUGUAUGGUUUCAAUGGUGAAGUAAAAUCAAAAUACAGCGCUCAAAUGGCUGAAUUAUUUACUGAAGUUUAUAAUUGGUUACCAUUAGCACACUGCCUCAAUAAUAAAGUUCUUGUUAUGCACGGUGGACUUUUUUCGAGGGACGAUGUAACUUUAAAAGAAAUUCGAGAAAUUGAUAGGAACAGACAACCGCCUGAUGAAGGAUUAAUGUGUGAAUUAUUGUGGUCAGAUCCACAACCACAAAUGGGAAGAGCGCCCAGUAAACGAGGUGUUGGUGUUCAAUUUGGACCUGAUGUUACGAAUAAAUUUCUACGAACAAAUAAACUCGAAUACAUUGUUAGGAGUCACGAAGUUAAACAAGACGGCUACGAAGUUGGCCAUUAUGGAAAAUGCAUAACUGUAUUUUCCGCUCCAAAUUAUUGUGAUACAAUGGGGAAUCAAGGUGCCUUUAUCACUCUCAAUGGCAAAGAUAUGAAACCGAAAUUCACAUCAUACGAAGCAGUGCCACAUCCGAAUGUAAGGCCAAUGGCAUACGCUAAUUCUCUACUAAAGUUUAUGUAGUAUCCAAUGCAGAAAUUUAGAAACAUUAUUGUUAAAUAUAAAACAAAAAAACAUAAUAAUAAUAAUAAAAAAACAAAUAGCCCAAUCAAAGUAUGCGUGUGUGUAAAAAAAUUACACACACACAAGAAAAGAGAAUUUAAAUUAAAUUUUGAUUUAAGUGAAAAAAAAAACAAAAUUUGCACUUGGAUCAUAAAACCGGUAUUUUGUAAAUCUUUAUAUGAACAUUAGUAUACUAUUAUUAUUAUACGUCAGUAUCAAAGAAAAUAGAGCUUUCUGAUAAUUUAAGUAGUAAUCGUUGAAGAGUGAUGACAAGAAUACAUUUUUUUUUCUACAUUUUGCUUUGCUCUUAACAAAAGAAAUGUUUCGACAGUAAAUUCAAUUGAUAUUAAUAAAGAAAUUGGAAUAGAAAACAAUAAUACGUAGAGCAUGAGCAAGUAGUGUAAUUUUAUACGAAUUUCUUGUGAUUUUUUUUUUAUUAAUGAAUAAAUAAAUCAUCUUUAUAGUCAAAGACA